Messenger RNA from Lodderomyces oxycetoniae, 576 nucleotides. RefSeq names its product SNAP receptor (gene SEC22). Gene Ontology annotation, biological process: retrograde vesicle-mediated transport, Golgi to endoplasmic reticulum; vesicle fusion with Golgi apparatus; endoplasmic reticulum to Golgi vesicle-mediated transport. Bases 1 to 576 code for a protein of 191 amino acids. The transcript has 2 exons. Gene Ontology annotation, cellular component: endoplasmic reticulum membrane; endoplasmic reticulum-Golgi intermediate compartment; SNARE complex. Gene Ontology annotation, molecular function: SNAP receptor activity. The record is from RefSeq and is a predicted model, not a curated record. Lineage: Eukaryota; Fungi; Ascomycota; Pichiomycetes; Serinales; Debaryomycetaceae.
AUGAUGUCGCUAUUAGACCAGAAGAAGAAAUGCAAGAUUUUAAUUAGCAGAAUGACCCCCAACUCGGAACCACAGGCUACUAUAGAGUCUGGAGAGUACAAUAUCCAUUACUUGAUUUCUCAGAGCAUUGUAUAUUUAUGCAUUUGCAAGAGAUCGUAUCCUCGAAAAUUGGCAUUUUCGUAUUUGAGUGAGAUUGCCAACGAGUUUUACAAUAGUCACGGUCUUGAUGCGUUAUCUCCCGCGGCUAGACCAUUUGGAUUUUCGUCUUUUGAUAAUUUCUUGACCAAGACAAAGAGAAUUUAUCAGGACCAAAGAGCUCAAUCCAACUUGGAUAAAUUGAACAACGACCUUGCUGACGUGAAGAAAGUCAUGACUAAAAAUAUAGAAGAUUUGUUAUAUAGGGGCGAUUCUUUGGACAAGAUGAGUGAUUUAUCGAGUUCAUUGAAGCAGGAUUCAUUAAAAUAUCGAAAAAGAGCACAGAGGAUAAACUUUGAAGCUAUGAUUAAGCAGUAUAUACCAAUCUUUGGUGCUGGCUUGAUACUUGUCUUUAUUUGCUACUACUUGUUGAAAAGGUAA